GGUGAUGAUGCCAACAUCCGCUGAGAGAGCGGGACAAUACAGCAGUUAGAGGAAGGAACCCCCUUUAUUUUUCAUUUCCAUCUCUAUUUUUAUGUGAUUUUAUUUUGGAAUAAGACUGUUUGUGUAUGUGCUGACUGUAGUGUUCAGACAAGGCGGGGCUGAACCAGCUGUCUCAUUUUGGACGCACCAGCACAGGACACAGAGGAGACCCUGGAGUGUUGUUGCUGUUCCUGCUGCUGUUCGAUGACAGUGUAGAGACUCAGGCAUGAAUUCGGCUGAACAGACAGUGACAUGGCUGAUUACUCUGGGAGUCUUGGACUCACCAAAGAAGAGCAUCUCGGAUCCAGAGGCUUUCCUCCAGACGUCUCUGCAGGACGGAGUCGUGCUGUGUAAACUGCUGGAGCGACUCCGACCCGGGACGGUGGACAAAUUUGUCCAGGAUACGAGGAGCGACAGCGACUGUCAGAGGAAUAUCGGCGAGUUUGUGAAAGGCUGCGGGGCUUACGGUGUGGAGCCUUUUGAGGUCAGUGACCUCCUACAGGGCCUGAACUUCUCCAAGGUCCUGAACUGCUUGGUUGCCCUGAACAAAGCCACUGAAAGUGUCCCCGGAGACAUUGUGUGCCUGCCACACUCCUCAACCUUGAGGAUCAAGUCAUUUGACGCUCUGAACACUCAGACUCGUUCCUCCAAACUACUGCAGCCUCAGUAUCGCAGCCUGGACAUGUCAGAGGGCAGUGGGUGUGGCCACGUGCUGGUCAAGGCACGCUUUCCCUUCCAGCAGACCAAUGAGGACGAGCUCUCCUUCUCCAAGGGCGACAUCAUCAGUGUGAGCAGACAGGAGGAGGGGGGCUGGUGGGAAGGCUCGCUUGAAGGCAGGACAGGGUGGUUCCCCAGUAACUAUGUACGAGAGCUGAAAGGAAAUGAUAAGACAUUAGAAAAGCCAAAGACUGGAACACUAAAGAGUCCACCCAAAGGAUUUGACAACACUAUCAUCAGUAAGACCUACUACAAUGUGGUGCUACAGAACAUCCUGGAAGCAGAGAGUGAAUAUUCCAGGGAGCUGCAGAGUCUUCUUGGUGCAUACUUGCGCUCACUUCACCCCACAGACAGACUCAGCAGUGAGGACAUCAGUCACAUUCAAGGAAAUCUGGAGGAGAUCUCAACCUUCCAGCAGAUAUUGGUGCAGUCUUUAGAGGAGCACACAAAACUGCCAGAGAGCCAGCAGAGGAUAGGGGGCUUUUUCUUGAGUCUGAUGCCGCAGAUGAAGCUCAUCUAUGUGGCUUACUGCUCCAACCACCCAUCUGCUGUCAAUGUACUCACACAACACAGUGAGGUGCUCGGGGAGUACAUGGAGUCAAAGGGAGCGUCAAACCCAGGGAUCCUGACUCUGACCACGAGUCUGAGUAAACCCUUCACCAGACUGGAGAGAUACCCAUCACUUCUAACUGAACUGGAUAGACACAUGGAGGACCAACACCCUGACAGCUCUGAUCUUCAUGCUUCCAUAGUGGCCUUCAAAAACCUUGCAGCUCAGUGUCUGGAGGUGAGAAAGAAGAAGGACCUGGAGUUGCAUAUUUUAACAGAGCCAAUCCGAAACUGGGAAGGGGAUGACAUCAAAAGUCUUGGGCCUGUUCUGCACAUGUCCCAGGCAACAGUGCACACACAGAACUGUCAGGAGUCAAACGAACGCUACCUCAUCCUCUUCCCUCAUACACUGCUCAUGUUAUCUGCCAGCCUGCGAAUGAGUGGAUUCAUCUAUCAGGGGAGGAUGCCACUGACAGGGAUGCUCAUCUCCAGAAUAGAGGAUGGAGAAAACCUGAGGAAUGCUUUUGAAAUAUCUGGUGGACAGUGUGAGCGGAUGCAGGUGGCGUGCAACACUCAGCACGAUCUACAGGACUGGCUCGACCUUCUCACCAAACAGACACACACUCCAGCUACACACAGACACUCACACAAGCCCCAGUCCAUCUAUCACACACUUCCCAUUCAACCGGUCAGUCCAACUAGACACUCUGAGUCUCGUGGAGGGAGCAGUGGACACAGUUUCACUCUUCCUCACCUCUCCUCCUAUGGGACGUUACACAGUGGUCUGAUGUGGGGGUCUCUGGAGCCACCGAGUACCCCCAAACAAUGGAGCCUGAGCUGCCUCCGCCCUGCGCCUCCUCUGCGACCCUCUGCUGCUCUCUGCUACAAGGAGGAUAUGAGUAAAAGUCCCAAGAACAUGAAAAAGCUGCUCCCAAAGAGGAAGCCAGAGAGAAAACCUUCAGAGGAGGACCUCACUGCCAGAAAGAGUAUGGCAGCUUUGGAGGAGGACGCUCAGAUACUGAAGGUGAUUGAAGCCUACUGUACCAGCGCCAAGACACGGCAGACUCUUAACUCCACUUGGCAGGGGACUGACCUCAUGCACAACCAUGUGCUCGGUGACACCAGCCUCACCAUUGCUGGGCUACCCGGCAACCUGCCAUGUUCUGACCAAUCAGAGGACUCGGAUUAUGACAGUAUCUGGACCAGCCAUAGUUACAGGACUGCCUCGUUUUCUCGCUCCAGCAGGAAGGAUGUUCACAUGUUGUUCCCAGAGGAGGAGAAGAUUAUUGUGGAGGAAACCAGGAGCAACGGACAAACUGUAGUGGAGGAGAGGAGUUUAGUGGACACUGUGUACAGCCUCAAGGACGAAGUCCAGGAACUCAAACAGGACAACAAGAGGAUGACGAGGACGUUGGAGGAGGAGCAGCGGGCGAGGAAAGAGCUGGAGAGGGUUGUCAGAAGAGUUCUCAAGAACAUGAAUGACCCCAUCUGGGAUGAGACAAACCUCUGAAAUGAAAAACACCACGGACAAAUCCAGUUUGAUUUGAUUUGAUUCUUUUAAAUGACCAAAUCUAUGAAACGUUGUCCCAAUGCUUCACCAGCUAUUCAACACCUGUGCACUAAACUUUGGACCAAGAGAAAGACAGAUUCCAUCCCAUCUGAGUGUAAAGCUGUGAAGCCAAAUCAGCCGGUAGGUAUAGUGACGUCACUUCCUAUCUUGCUCUCUUCCUCUUUUCUUUUAGCUUUUAGAGCACUGACAAAAAACAACAGCA
Solea senegalensis (Senegalese sole) is the source of this 3077-nucleotide messenger RNA. Its product is annotated as rho guanine nucleotide exchange factor 7-like. The record is from RefSeq and is a predicted model, not a curated record. The coding region runs from base 266 to 2815 and encodes 849 amino acids. The transcript has 22 exons. Lineage: Eukaryota; Metazoa; Chordata; Actinopteri; Pleuronectiformes; Soleidae. Gene Ontology annotation, molecular function: protein binding; guanyl-nucleotide exchange factor activity.